AUGGUUUUUCAAGGCUAUAUCAAGAGAGGCAGCAUGCUUACUCGUUCCAUCACGGCACUUGCUGCGCUCAUCGUUCCCUUUGUCAGCUCCGAAUCGUCUAUCAAUGGCGGUCACCAAAAUGCACCAGCGAUAGCUACAAGAGAUGGAUAUUCCACACAGAAGGUGGCACCAAAAGUGGUGAUAAUCAGUAUGUUUGAUGGGGAGGAAGAAAUCUGGUUCGGCAUCCCAGAAUUCGACAUACUGGCCCAGAACAUAACAGUCACCGGCUUCUCGCCACAAUUCCCAGCUGCGCAUUGCACUGCAGAUGGAUCCAUUUGCCAGGUUGUCACUGCAAUGGGGGAAAUCAAUGCGGCAGUCACCAUAACCUCGCUAUUUUUAUCGCCAUUGUUCGACUUGACAUCAACCUACUUCCUCGUAGCUGGCGUCGGUGGUAUCAAUCCAGAGGUUGCGACAUUGGGAUCAGUUACGCUCGCGCGCUAUGCCGUACAGGUUGCUUUGCAGUAUGAGUUUGACCCUCGCGAGUUACCUGCAAACUUUUCAACUGGAUAUGUGCCUCAAGGAAGCUACGAACCGAAUGUGUACCCAGGCUCUAUAUAUGGUACCGAGGUGUUCGAAGUCAACGACGCCCUUCGAAAAUUCGCUGCAGGAUUUGCUAGAACUGCUGUUCUGAACGACAGCACAGAGGCUGUUGCGUAUCGGGCACUAUAUGACACACCAGAAGGGAUCUAUAAGGCUGGGACGGAACCUCCAAGUGUAGUCGAAUGCGACGUAACAACAAGCGACAAUUGGUUCAGCGGCAGAUUGCUCGGCGAAGCGUUCAGCAACUACACGAAAGUGCUUACGAACGGGACUGGAGUUUACUGCAACACAGCGCAGGAAGACAAUGCUACACUGGAAGCUUUGUUGCGUGGCCAUAUUGCUGGACUGGUGGACUUUUCCCGCAUCAUUAUCAUGCGUACUGCUAGCGACAUGGACCGACCAUAUCCUGGACAAGCGGCGACAACGAAUAUGUGGUAUAGCAAUCAAGGUGGCUAUCCGCCUGCGCUGAAGAAUCUUUACUUGGCCGGUGUGAAGAUCAUCGGAGGGAUUGUGGGUGGGUGGAAUGAAACAUUUGCGCAAGGAGUCAAUGCUACGAACUAUGUCGGGGAUGUUCUGGGGAGUAUGGGCGGAACGCCUGAUUUUGGACCAGGGCCUGCGUCCCAGGGACAAACUUCCAAGAGGAAGAGGGCGACUAAGAGACAGGCUAGGUCGCAUCUCUAG
This is a messenger RNA of Didymosphaeria variabile, 1260 nucleotides long. RefSeq lists its product as uncharacterized. Lineage: Eukaryota; Fungi; Ascomycota; Dothideomycetes; Pleosporales; Didymosphaeriaceae. The transcript has 2 exons. Gene Ontology annotation, biological process: transmembrane transport. Gene Ontology annotation, cellular component: endoplasmic reticulum. The record is from RefSeq and is a predicted model, not a curated record. The coding region runs from base 1 to 1260 and encodes 419 amino acids.